AUGGAGCCUACAACUAAAAAAUCUAAGGAAAGCAUUGGAAAUCUCAACAACAAAAAUCCUGGCAAGAUUGCUACCGAGAACAUGACUGAAGCACAAGUGAAAAUUGCAACAUUCUCUGGGCAAUCCAGCAAUAUUGAUGGGGUCAAGAGCUGUGAUCAAUUGGUCCUUGAUUAUUUGCAGCAGCCUGCAAGCAUUGCACAGGAAAAGGGGGUACAUAGGGAUGAACUUUCACGGCAGCUAAAAAUUCCUGUGGAGAAGAUCAUGGAAUCUAUUAGGUCUCUUGAAGAGGAGGGUUUGAUAUACUCCACCAUCGACGAGUUUCACUACAAGUCAACUCAAUGUGGUUGAUACUCUUUGAGGAAUUGCUAGGGUUUGGUGUUAGGAGUUAGGGCCAUACAUAAUGAGUGUCCUUUGCUGUUUUAUGUUUCUUAUAUUUGGUCUAAAGAGCGUGUAGAUAGAUAUCUAGUUGGAUGCUUUUUAAUUGAGCAAAGACUAUUAUAUAAUUGCAACCGAAAACUGUAUUAAUUCUAUUUUCUUGAACUAAUGUUGUAAGUUUUUUGGGUUUUCUUCCAAGGAUCAUGCCUCUUUUGGUGAUA
Juglans microcarpa x Juglans regia is the source of this 596-nucleotide messenger RNA. RefSeq names its product replication protein A 32 kDa subunit A-like. Gene Ontology annotation, cellular component: DNA replication factor A complex; site of double-strand break; chromosome, telomeric region. The transcript is spliced from 5 exons. NCBI's taxonomy places the organism in Eukaryota, Viridiplantae, Streptophyta, Magnoliopsida, Fagales, Juglandaceae. The record is from RefSeq and is a predicted model, not a curated record. The coding region runs from base 1 to 348 and encodes 115 amino acids. Gene Ontology annotation, biological process: DNA replication; nucleotide-excision repair; double-strand break repair via homologous recombination.